This is a messenger RNA of Puccinia graminis f. sp. tritici CRL 75-36-700-3, 1893 nucleotides long. RefSeq lists its product as uncharacterized. The transcript is spliced from 7 exons. Lineage: Eukaryota; Fungi; Basidiomycota; Pucciniomycetes; Pucciniales; Pucciniaceae. The record is from RefSeq and is a predicted model, not a curated record. Bases 1 to 1893 code for a protein of 630 amino acids.
AUGACACGUGAAAUACGAAACAUGGAGCUUUUGAACAAACCAGCCAAUCAGGCCGAUCGAUGCGCAGAUGCUCAUAAGGCAGCUGAUGACAAGAGAAAUGAAUCAACCUGGAAGGGGUGCGAUGACACCGGAAUCAUGGGAUGCUGCUGCCGUCACGAUGCUGCAAUCUCUAUGUGCAACAUAUACAAAUCAGGUGAGCAGAGGUCCCUGCCUUUAGCAUUACUCAAAGAACUUCUUGGAAAGGUGGAGGUCGGGCGGCCGGUUGGGGUUUUGUAUGAUAUUGGUUGCUCCCUCCACAAAUAUAUUGGAGCGCGUGGUCUACUAUCACAAUACACACCUCAACUCACCUUUGGAACAUCAAUAUUCCACUCCUAUGUCCACAACUGGAUGUGCCAAUUAGAUUACAAUCCGAGGUUCAACAUAGGCUGGGGAUUGUCUGACGGAGAAGGUCUUGAGCGAUUAUGGUCAUUUUUAUCACCUCUUGUGAGCCCAUUGAGAUAUGCUAGCCGUAAUCAUCGUUUAGGAGCAAUCGCCCAUCGCGUCAAGCACCACAACACACGGGGGAUAAGACAAUUGUCCUUAUGGCUUUCUAAGAAAUUUAAAAAUGCAGUCAAACGGCGCUGCGAGACUCAGGAUCAACUUGCGCGUCUCUUGUCAACUCCAAACCCAUUCAAUCGCUCAAAAGCAAACUACACAGUCUCGUUUUUCAAGAAGCAAUGGGCCCAUCAGAAGACAUUCAGAUCCGAUCACACCGAUGAAGAGCAAGAGCGGAGAAAUAAACUGAUAAAAAUGUACGAGCAUCGAGAGGCACUUGAAGUCCAAAGGCAAGUCGAAUCGUUUUACCUGAUUGAUUGCAAAUAUGUAUCGAUGGAGCUCAAGAAAGUGGAAGAAGAGCUGGGUGAUGCUCUUCCAUCCAGUGAAGUUAACGACGAUGAGCAGCGACUACUAUUACUUCUCUGGAAUUCUAAGCACCAGCUGUACAUACAGGCAGUUCAACUACAUGGCGAGCGACAGCCAUACUUGGAUUCAAAGCGAAUCGGUACUCGCCUCGGAACCGAGCUCAAAGAGAAGAUUAUGAAGGCAAUGCAAAAUCGACAAGCAGCGGUCAAGAGUUUGCUUGACAGCUUCAACAAGCUUCUUGGCGAAUUUAUUGAGAAAUUUCCCAAUCAGCAGGUGUGCGACUCAUCACUCUACCCUCUCGAAUACAAAACGUUCUCUCAUUGGCCUCUGGAUCACCACUUUUGGAACGAUGGAUUGUACAUGCAAUGCAAGGAACCUUGGGCGAUUGAUCCAAACGUACGAGCUGGAAUCAACUGCGUGCUCAUUCUCAGUCGAGUACAGGAGGAAUUUCAACUCAUCGCCCAGGAGUUGGCAAGGGCAACAGGAUGGGCAGUUGCAUACUAUAGUCGCAUUUCUGACCGUAUCAACUAUAUUAGCAGACGAAUUGCACUGUUGGCGAACGAAGCAAAUGCAUCCGAAGAUGUUGAACUUGACUACAUUGACAACUUGGAGCUUUACGGAUUGAGUCGGUGGGAUAAGUUACGGGUGAUUAGGAAAUUACUUCGACAUCAACGCUCAACUCAUGUUACAUUGGUGAACGAGUGGCAUUCGCAUGUUCUGUGGCUGAAUAGCCACUGUCAGCCAGCCAACAAUCGAAGCGAAUUACAACAGCAAUGGCAGAAGAUGAGACAUGAAAUUCGACGGGACCAAGCGGAGUCAAUUGUGACAAACCUGGGCGAAGUGGAUGUUGCACUCGAGGAGGGUGUUCUGGAGGUUGGGCAGGAUGAUGGAGAAGAUGCCGAUGGAAAUUGGAUGACCGAUGAAGAGGUUGAAGACAACCAAGAAGAUCAAGAUCAAGGUCAAAACACAGAUGAGUCUCCGGCUCACACGUGA